AUGAGAUUCCACAUACCUUCGUUGAGUAUAGAUGACCGAAUAGAUGCGUUAGAGAAGACAUCUCCUCGGAAGUACAGGGUUUACAGUUUUUUGUGGAGAACCAUCUGGCUUGGGUACUGGUUCUACAUUGUGUUGGCGAUCUUCAUAGUCAUUGCUAGGUUUGCCCCCAACUUUGCAAGACACGGAGGGCUAAUCCGAGGUCAAUACUCGAUCGGCUACGGUGCCGUCAUUGUUAUAUUUCUUGGAUCGGGUCUUUCCAUGCAAACCAAGCAGUUGGUGGAAAAUGUGUUGCAUUGGAGGGCACACUUGACUGUGUUUCUUUUGCAAUUUCUCGUCACCUCGUCGAUAAUCUUUGGGUUUGCAUGUGCCAUCAAAAGGGCAAACAACCCUAUAAUAUCCGAGUGGAUGUUAGUGGGAUUGAUUGUCACAGGCUGUUGUCCCACCACCGUAAGCUCAAAUGUGGUGAUGACUAGGAAGGUGGAUGGCAAUGUUCUAUUAACGCUCUGUGAGGUGUUUCUCGGCAAUUUGGCUGGCGCCUUCAUCACCCCUGCUUUAGUGCAAAUGUACUGCCAGGGAGAAUGGGAAUUUGCAAAUCCUGCAAACGGUAGCACCAUCAACGACGUUUACCGGAAUGUCAUGAAACAGAUCGGGUUCUGUGUUUUCUUGCCCUUGUUUUGUGGCCAAGUCAUCCAAAACGUGUUUCCCCAGCAAACAAAAUGGUUUUUGGUGACGUUCAAGUUCAACAAAGUGGGCUCUUUCAUGUUGCUACUUAUCAUGUUUUCUUCUUUCUCGACUGCAUUCUACCAACACGCGUUCACUUCUGUUUCCCAUCAGUCUAUUAUAUUCAUUUGCUUUUUUAACUUCGGAAUUUACCUGUUUUUCACGGCCAUUUGCUUCAUUUUCUCGAGACCAUUGUUCUUGAUGUAUUUUUUCAAAAAGGACCCUGAAGAAUCAACGUCAAAGGUGUACAAGUUUUUUUACAGGUUGGUGAGACCAUUUUACUACAACAGAGCAGAUACCGUUUCAGUUCUUUUGUGUGGGGGAGCUAAGACAGCAGCUUUGGGCGUCACGUUGGUUUCUUCACAAUAUGGGGAUCAUAAUCCCCAUUUGGGAGAGCUAUUGGUUCCAUUGGUCUUGUACCAGGCUAUUCAAGUCAUCACAGCUGGUUUGUUGACUCCUUUUAUGAAAAAAUGGAUUCACGCAGGACCUGAUUACAAGCAGCAACAUCAGGACAAGUCAUCGCCAUGUGAUGAAGAAACAGGCAAACCUGACAACAAUGCUGAAGUAAGUGAAGAGCUCAAUGAUGAUAGCCAAGGGACUAGUGAAGAUUCAUACCACUCAAACAAUAACUCGGACCAUUCAGACUAUAACAAAGCUACCAGUAGAUACCAUGAAUGAGGUCACGUUCCAUAAUCUUUCCUAAAAAUCGCAGAUCAUGCAUACUAUUCUUUCUAAUUAGUUACUCAUUUUAUAAACAAUCUUUACACACAACACCAUAAUACAUUCCUAAAUACACCUAGCAAACUCUACCUAGCCUCCGAAGACAUGAAAUGUGAAGUCCGCUCUUAACGCGGCAUUGAGGAACACGACACGGACCGGUGUUGUACUUAGAAGAGCAUCCUUUUAAUCUGCAAAAGGUAUCAGGAAUCAAACAUUAAUUCUAAGACUGCAUUUGAUGUUUGCGUGACAUUUGUUCGAAGUUGUGGUUCACAUAUUAUGGUCAAUUGCGCACUUU
Molecule: messenger RNA, 1735 nt
Organism: Pichia membranifaciens NRRL Y-2026
Lineage: Eukaryota; Fungi; Ascomycota; Pichiomycetes; Pichiales; Pichiaceae
Exons: 1
Coding region: 1-1398 (465 amino acids)
Cellular component (GO): plasma membrane
Source: RefSeq, a predicted model, not a curated record